This is a messenger RNA of Naegleria gruberi, 1431 nucleotides long. RefSeq lists its product as uncharacterized. The transcript has a single exon. Gene Ontology annotation, biological process: protein refolding; cellular response to unfolded protein. Gene Ontology annotation, molecular function: ATP hydrolysis activity; heat shock protein binding; ATP binding. The coding region runs from base 1 to 1431 and encodes 476 amino acids. NCBI's taxonomy places the organism in Eukaryota, Heterolobosea, Eutetramitea, Acrasida, Naegleriidae. Gene Ontology annotation, cellular component: cytoplasm. The record is from RefSeq and is a predicted model, not a curated record.
AUGGCUUAUAUUGAUAAUUCUGGUUCUCAUCUAAUUAAAUUAUCAAACACUGAUGAGAGUGAUGAAUGUAAAUCUUCACUUCAUACGAAUAUUUGCACAGAAAUGAAUGAUGGAAAAACAAUUUUCGGAAAAUCAAAUUUUGAUGAUCAAGAGAAUAUGCGAUGGACAAUUAUGGAUCGAUUCAAGGAAAAGUUUAAUACUGUUGAUCAUUUGACUGAUCCGAAUUCAAUAAUGAAUUUAAUGAGUCAAUUUAUCAAACAUGGUAUUCAAAUUGCUCAAAAUGAAAUGCAAAAUAAGAUUGUGAAGGCUGUAGUCGGUCAAUCAACUGUACUUUUGAAUAGGAGAGAAUAUUGGAAAGAUCCAUUUAGAAUGGCUGGUAUUUCAGUUCAACGAACAAUUCAGGAACCAGUGGCUGCUUGUUUGAAUUUUCACAGAAAAGCCAAAGGAAAUAUUUUGGUUAUCGAUUGGGGAAGUGAAUUGAAAAUUACAAAAAUUGUGGAGGAAGAUUCAAUAUUUGAAUUAGUGGAAACUUAUGGAGAUUCAUUACUCGGUGGUUGUGCAAUAACCAUGGAAUUGGUCAAUUUUUGUUUGAAAAAGUUGAGCAAUCAGAUAUUGGAUUAUGAUGCAAAGAGAUUAUUUUACAAAUGUGAGAGAGUUAAAGAGCUACUUUCUCAAGGAAGUUUGGAAAGUAUGAGUGUUUCAAUUGGAUAUGAAACUGUAAAUGUUAAUAGAGAUGAAUUGAAUCAAAUUUAUGAAGAAAAACUAUCACAAAUUCCAAAUAUUAUGGAAAAGAUGAAAUGUCGUUCAAUAGAAAACGUAAUUUUAUGCGGAGGCUCAUUUAACUCCAAUUAUUUGAAUGAAAGAGUAAGACAAUUAUUUAACAGUGAUAUCAACAUUCUAACCAGCUCAGAACCUGAUGAAAUUAUUGUUAGAGGAAUAGCCCAACAAGCAGAAUAUCUACACAAACCAAGACUUGACAAUUGUCUAGUUAGUUAUGUACUCCCCUUAUCUAUUGGAGUAGAUAAUGACUCUGGGAAAAUGUUGGAAAUAAUUCCACGUAACACAUGGUAUGCUACUUCAAAGGAAGCAGAAUUGACAAGGACUGUAGUGAAUGGCUCCAUAGAUCUUAACUUUUUCGAGGGAAUGUAUCAGAAUGUAAUUGAUAAUAUUUGGCUUGGACAGAUUUCUUUUCAAAAUUUAGAGAAUGACUCAAAAGUUAAAGUUUCAAUUACAAUGCAUGUCGAUGAUGAUUGUAAUAUUGUGGUGAAUGCUCUGGUGAAAGAUAUUAAAAAACAAAUUAAAAUGACAAAGUACGAUAGAACUCUCUCUAGAGAAGAACAAUUAAAGAUGAUUGAAGAUAGCUAUUCCUUGGGAGUGAAUUUGCCAGUCAUUUACAAAACAACUAUAGAUGGUUUAGAGGAAUUGGAUUAA